UUUGUUUUGAAUUGCUGCAGCUGAUAUUUAUCAACCAAUCAGCUUCUGACAACGAUUCUAUUUUAUUGUGCGUCACUGCCUAGUGUAUAAAACUUCACAGCUUAGCCAUUUCUUUUUAGAAAUUUUGUUAAAUAGCAUCCGAUAAAGGAUACGCAAACAAAGUCAAAAUGCAGAUUUUUGUUAAGACAUUAACUGGCAAAACUAUCACACUAGAGGUUGAGCCUAGUGACACGAUUGAGAAUGUGAAAGCAAAGAUCCAGGACAAAGAAGGAAUUCCACCUGAUCAGCAGAGGUUGAUCUUCGCUGGUAAGCAAUUGGAAGAUGGUCGUACCCUGUCUGACUACAAUAUUCAGAAAGAAUCUACACUUCACUUGGUUCUAAGAUUGAGAGGAGGUAUGCAGAUCUUUGUCAAAACUUUGACUGGCAAGACCAUAACCUUGGAAGUUGAACCCAGUGACACCAUUGAAAAUGUAAAGGCUAAAAUCCAAGACAAAGAAGGUAUUCCCCCUGACCAGCAACGUUUAAUUUUUGCUGGCAAGCAGCUCGAAGAUGGCCGUACACUUUCAGAUUAUAACAUACAGAAAGAAUCAACUUUGCAUUUGGUACUCAGACUAAGGGGAGGUAUGCAGAUUUUUGUUAAAACUCUAACUGGGAAGACAAUUACUCUAGAAGUUGAACCAAGUGAUACAAUUGAAAAUGUAAAAGCUAAAAUCCAAGACAAAGAAGGUAUUCCACCUGAUCAGCAACGUCUGAUUUUUGCUGGAAAACAACUUGAAGAUGGUCGCACUCUUUCGGACUAUAACAUUCAAAAAGAAUCUACACUUCACUUGGUGCUGAGGUUGAGAGGUGGUAUGCAGAUUUUCGUCAAAACACUUACUGGUAAAACAAUCACAUUAGAAGUAGAGCCUAGUGAUACUAUUGAGAACGUUAAAGCCAAAAUCCAAGACAAGGAAGGAAUUCCUCCUGAUCAGCAAAGGCUUAUCUUUGCAGGUAAACAGCUUGAAGAUGGUCGCACUCUUUCAGACUAUAACAUUCAAAAAGAAUCCACUCUCCACUUGGUGUUGAGGUUAAGAGGUGGUAUGCAAAUUUUUGUCAAAACUUUAACUGGAAAAACCAUCACAUUAGAAGUUGAGCCUAGUGACACCAUAGAAAAUGUAAAGGCAAAAAUCCAAGAUAAAGAGGGUAUUCCACCUGACCAACAGCGUUUAAUUUUUGCCGGCAAACAGCUUGAAGAUGGGCGUACAUUAUCAGAUUAUAACAUCCAAAAAGAAUCUACUUUGCAUCUUGUAUUGAGGCUGAGAGGAGGAAUGCAAAUUUUUGUGAAAACUUUAACCGGAAAGACCAUAACUUUAGAAGUAGAGCCUAGUGAUACAAUUGAAAAUGUGAAAGCAAAAAUUCAAGAUAAGGAAGGCAUCCCUCCAGAUCAACAAAGGUUGAUUUUCGCUGGUAAGCAGUUAGAAGAUGGAAGAACAUUGUCCGAUUACAAUAUCCAAAAAGAAUCCACCCUCCAUUUGGUUCUAAGAUUGCGUGGUGGUAUGCAAAUAUUUGUCAAAACUCUGACAGGAAAGACUAUUACACUAGAAGUUGAACCAAGUGAUACCAUAGAAAAUGUGAAAGCUAAAAUUCAAGAUAAGGAAGGUAUUCCACCCGAUCAACAGCGUCUGAUUUUUGCUGGUAAGCAGCUUGAAGAUGGCCGAACCCUCUCAGAUUACAACAUCCAAAAAGAAUCUACACUCCAUCUGGUUUUGAGGCUUCGAGGUGGUAUGCAGAUAUUUGUGAAAACAUUGACUGGCAAAACAAUAACUUUGGAAGUAGAACCUAGUGAUACUAUUGAAAACGUAAAAGCCAAAAUUCAAGAUAAAGAAGGAAUUCCUCCCGACCAACAGAGACUUAUUUUUGCUGGUAAACAGCUAGAGGAUGGUCGAACACUCUCCGACUACAACAUUCAGAAGGAGUCCACACUUCAUCUCGUAUUGAGGUUGCGUGGUGGUAUGCAGAUCUUCGUAAAAACUCUAACAGGGAAAACAAUUACUUUAGAGGUUGAACCAAGUGACACUAUUGAAAAUGUUAAAGCCAAGAUCCAAGAUAAAGAAGGUAUUCCUCCCGACCAACAACGUCUGAUCUUUGCCGGGAAGCAGUUAGAAGAUGGCCGCACCUUAUCUGACUAUAACAUCCAAAAGGAGUCAACAUUACAUCUUGUGUUGAGGCUCAGAGGAGGCAUGCAAAUUUUCGUUAAGACUCUAACAGGAAAAACCAUCACUUUAGAGGUGGAGCCCAGUGACACAAUAGAAAACGUCAAAGCUAAAAUUCAAGAUAAAGAAGGAAUCCCCCCAGAUCAGCAAAGGCUUAUUUUUGCCGGAAAACAACUAGAAGAUGGUCGAACAUUGUCAGACUACAACAUACAGAAAGAAUCCACACUUCAUCUUGUCCUGAGGCUGCGUGGAGGAAUGCAGAUCUUCGUUAAAACACUAACAGGCAAGACAAUUACUUUAGAAGUUGAGCAGAGUGAUACUAUUGAAAAUGUCAAAGCAAAAAUUCAAGACAAAGAGGGUAUCCCUCCCGAUCAGCAGCGUCUCAUUUUUGCCGGCAAGCAACUUGAAGAUGGGCGAACCCUUUCAGACUACAACAUUCAAAAGGAAUCCACUCUUCAUUUGGUACUCCGUCUGAGAGGAGGAAUGUAAGGCUGACCAAAAUGAAUCAGUAAAGAGUCUUAUUCUUCACUUAGUGUUGCGCCUUUAUGAAAGGCUGUGAUUGCAUCAAAAAUGAACUUUUUUUUUUCUUAAAUAUUUGUGAUUAAAGCUAAAUUUUGUUUAAUUUUGAUAUUUUAGUAUGAGCAGAAUAAAGUUUAUUGUUCAAAGCAUUAAA
Molecule: messenger RNA, 2865 nt
Organism: Parasteatoda tepidariorum (common house spider)
Lineage: Eukaryota; Metazoa; Arthropoda; Arachnida; Araneae; Theridiidae
Gene: Ubi-p63E
Product: Polyubiquitin-63E
Molecular function (GO): protein binding
Source: RefSeq, a predicted model, not a curated record